AUGGCUACUCUUUCUUCAAAACCUAAUCACGUUCGAUCAAUCAGUUUGCCUGGGAGAUCACACCCAACCACGCAGAGAGUUGAAGAGGAACUAAACAAGCUCAAAUCAUUGGAAGUAUCAGUUGCACCAGCAGAUCAACAUGUGAGGAACAACGUGGGGCUUCUUGAUCUUUGUGGCACAAUAAGGGAACUUGUCUCACAAUGUAAAGAAAAUAUCAAGAGGGACGCCAAAAGAUUAGUCUCGGCUUUGAAGCAAAUGGAUCAAGAGACAGCAGUAUCGGUCUUGCUAGAUGCAGAUCAAGAUACAGUAGCUGUGAUUAGAGCACUAAAAGAAGCUAAUGCAGUAUGCAUUUCAACUUUCCAAAUGCUCUUGUCCUUCUUCUGUGUGCCCCUUUUGAAGCCUAAGCCAUCUAAAUGGUCACUGCUUUCAAGAAUGGUAAGCAAAGAAAGAAUACCACCACUAGUCCUGGAAGAAAACAUGAGCUUAGAAACCAGGCUCGAAAGCUUUGAGGCUAAUCUUGUCAGCUUCGAAGAUGGAUUGGAAGCAACAUUUAGAUGCCUGAUUAGAUCUAGAAGCUCACUACUGAAUGUUUUCUCCUGCUAA
This is a messenger RNA of Lycium ferocissimum, 603 nucleotides long. RefSeq lists its product as uncharacterized. The transcript is spliced from 3 exons. The record is from RefSeq and is a predicted model, not a curated record. Lineage: Eukaryota; Viridiplantae; Streptophyta; Magnoliopsida; Solanales; Solanaceae. Gene Ontology annotation, biological process: shoot system development; root development. The coding region runs from base 1 to 603 and encodes 200 amino acids.